Molecule: messenger RNA, 15114 nt
Organism: Elgaria multicarinata webbii
Lineage: Eukaryota; Metazoa; Chordata; Lepidosauria; Squamata; Anguidae
Gene: FAT1
Product: FAT atypical cadherin 1
Exons: 28
Coding region: 389-14221 (4610 amino acids)
Biological process (GO): homophilic cell-cell adhesion
Cellular component (GO): catenin complex; cell-cell junction; plasma membrane
Molecular function (GO): cadherin binding; calcium ion binding
Source: RefSeq, a predicted model, not a curated record
GCGAGCAGGGGAGCCGCUGCAGCCUUUGCUCUCGCCGGCGCUGCAACUCCAACUCCAGCCACGCUCUUUGCCUGGACAUGUCUCGGGAAACUCUCUACUCCUCCUCUCGAUCAAGUUUAACAACCGGAUGGGUUCAAUCCGGCAGGAGGCGGCCCUUUGGCUCUGGAGAGAGGCGCUAGGUCGCCCGGGCGCUGAGAGACGCGGGGCAAAGUUGGCUUUUGGUUUCACGAUGUGCAUCGCUCCGCUUGUGGCCCCAGUCUGUUGGAAUGGACUGAGACAAAAGGGGGACUGGAUCUAGGCGAGACAGAGAGAGAGAAAGAGACAGAGAAAGAGGAAAAAGAGACACGUUGCACCCAGCUGGCCUGGUUGGUUUUUGGAAUUUGCCUCCAUGGAGAGCCGUUUGACCAUGCUGCUGCUGCUGCUUGUGCAGCAUUUUGGAAACUGUGAAGGGAAUCCAAGACAGUAUCGUUUGUUGCCAAUACAAUUCACUCAAGUUCACUACAAUGCCACAGUGUACGAAAACUCUGCAGCUAAGACCUAUGUUGGGCAUCCAGUAAAAAUGGGCAUUUAUAUCGCGAACUCCCUCUGGGAUAUAAAAUACAAAAUAAUUUCUGGGGACACUGAGAACUUGUUCAAAGCUGAAGAAUAUAUUUUGGGAGAUUUUUGCUUCUUACGAAUACGAACCAAGGGAGGGAACACUGCUAUACUUAACAGAGAAGUAAAGGACCAUUACCUACUAACUGUCAAAGCAAUAGAAAAGAACACUAACACAGAAGCUCGCACAAGAGUCAGAGUGCAAGUAUUGGAUACAAAUGACUUAAGGCCUUUGUUCUCUCCAACAUCUUACAGUGUUUCAUUGCCUGAGAAUACAGCAAUAAGGACCAGCGUUGCAAGAGUCAGUGCAACGGAUGCAGAUAUUGGAACCAAUGGGGAGUUUUAUUACAGCUUUAAAGAGAGGACAGAUAUGUUUGCUAUACAUCCAACAAGUGGCGUGGUGGUUCUGACGGGCAGACUUGACUAUUCGGAAACCAAAGUUUAUGAGAUGGAAAUUCUUGCUGUGGAUCGUGGAAUGAAAUUGUAUGGCAGCAGUGGCAUCAGCAGCAUGGCAAGGUUGACUGUUCACAUCGAGCAGGCUAAUGAACAUGCUCCGGUUAUCACAGCCCUUGCUUUGGCUCCUUCAGAGCUGGACAGGGAUUCAGCAUAUGCAAUCGUAACUGUUGAGGACAGGGACCAUGGUUCAAAUGGAGAGGUAGCAUCUCUAAGCAUUGUGGCAGGUGAUCCACUGCAGCAGUUCAGAGCUGUGAGGACUUUUCCGGGUGGAAAAGAAUAUAAAAUCAAAGCUGUUGGCAAUAUUGAUUGGGAGAACCAACCAUUUGGCUAUAAUCUUACUGUGCAGGCUAAGGAUAAAGGGAAUCCUCCAAAGUUUUCUUCUGUAAAAGUAAUCCAUGUAGCAUCUCCCCAGUUCAGGUCUGGACCAGUCCGAUUUGAAAGAGAUGUUUACAGAGCAGAGAUAAGUGAAUUUGCCCCACCAAACACCCCUGUGGUUAUGGUGAAAACUUUGCCUACUUACUCCCAUUUAAAAUAUGUGUUUAAAAAUGCACCAGGCAAAAUCAGAUUCAACUUGAACCCUCACACUGGCCUUAUUACCACCCUAGAACCCAUAAAAGCACAACAGGCAUCCCAUUUCGAAUUUGACAUCAUGACAAGUGACAGAAAAGCUUCUACGAAAGUAUUGAUUAAAGUCCUAGAUGUGAAUACACAUUCCCCUGAAUUUACCCAGACAUCUUACAAAGCUUCAUUUGAUGAGAAUGUUCUUAUAGGUACGAGUGUAAUGAGUGUGAACGCAAAGGAUCUUGAUGAAGGUGAAAGUGGCUAUGUGACGUAUAGUAUUGCAAACAUAAACCCUGUUCCCUUUGUGAUAAACCACUUCAGUGGUAUUAUCAGUACGUCUGAAAACAUGGAUUAUGAAUUGAUGCCAAGAAUAUAUAAAUUAAGAAUUCGAGCUUCUGACUGGGGUACACCAUAUCGCAGAGAAGUUGAAGUUCCUGUUACUAUAGUUUUAAAUAAUUUGAAUGAUAACACUCCGCUGUUUGAGAAAAUAAAUUGUGUGGGGACGAUUCCCAGGGAACUUGGUGUUGGAGAACAAAUAACAACGGUGUCAGCCAUUGAUGCUGAUGAGCUCCAGUUGGUGCAAUACCAAAUUCAAUCAGGAAAUGAAUUAGAUAUAUUUAGUUUAAAUCCAAAUUCUGGAGUGCUUUCCCUGAAACAGUCAUUAGGAGAUGGCUUAGGUGUAAAAUCACCUUUUCAUAGCUUGAGAAUAACAGCUACAGAUGGAGAGAACUUUGCAACACCUUUGUAUAUUAACAUUACUGUAGUUGCCAGCCGCAAACCAGUAAACUUACAAUGUGAAGAGACUGGUGUAGCCAAAAUGUUGGCAGAGAAACUCUUGCAGGCAAAUAAACUGCAUGGUCGUGGUGAAGUUGAAGAUGCUUUUUUUGACACUCACUCUGUGAAUCUGCAUGCACCUCUGUUUGGAAAUAGUCUCCCUAGUAGCAUUGAAUUAAGAGAAGAUCAGCUUGUAGGUUCCAGCAUAAUUCUUAUGAAUGCUACUGAUCUUGACACUGGUUUCAAUGGAAAGCUGGUCUAUGCUAUCUCUGGAGGUAAUGAUGAUAGCAGCUUUAUCAUUGAUAUGGAAACAGGAAUGCUAAAAAUCUUAUCUCCCCUUGACAGAGAAGUAAAAGAUAAAUAUACAUUGAAUAUUACAGUUUAUGACCUUGGAAUACCACAGAAGUGUGGCUGGUGUCUUUUAGAUAUCAAAGUUCUAGAUGCCAAUGACAAUUGUCCAGAAUUUUUACAAGAUAGCUAUUUUGUUGAUGUGAAUGAAAACAAGGACCUAAAUACAGAAAUCAUUCAAAUAGAAGCCAUAGAUAAAGAUUUAGGGACUAAUGGGGAAGUGCGAUAUUCAUUUCUUACAGAUACAGAUAAGUUUUCUAUUGACAGUGUGACAGGUAUUGUGAAAGUUGUAGGACCUUUGGAUCGUGAAGAUCAACCUGUGUAUUUCCUGAAAAUAGAGGCUAGGGACCAAGCUAAAGAAGAAUCACAACUGUCCUCAACUGUAGUACUGAAAGUGUUGUUGGAAGAUGUCAACGAUAAUCCUCCUAAAUUUAUUCCAUCAAAUUAUCGCGUGAAAAUUCGAGAAGACCUUCCAGAAGGAACCAUUAUCACAUGGCUAGAAGCUUAUGAUCCUGAUUUAGGCCAGUCAAGCCAAGUACGAUACAGCCUUUUAGACGGAGGGGAUGGAAGCUUUGAUGUAGAUAAGCUCAGUGGAGCAAUUCGUAUUGUGCAAGGACUGGAUUUUGAGAGGAAACAAGUUUAUAAUCUAACAAUACGGGCCAAAGACAAAGGAAAACCCAUUUCAUUGUCUUCUACCUGUUACGUUGAGAUUGAAGUAGUUGAUGUAAAUGAAAAUCUGCACCCUCCACAUUUUCCUAACUUUGUGGAUAAAGGUUUUGUAAAUGAAGAUGUUCCUGUUGGUACUCCAGUGAUGACUGUGUCUGCAUAUGAUGAAGAUACAGGAAGAGAUGGUGAGAUUAGAUACUCGAUAAGGGAUGGAUCUGGUGUUGGAAUUUUCAAAAUAGAUGAAGAAAAAGGUACAAUAGCAACUGUGGAUUUGCUUGAUCGAGAAACGACUUCUCAUUACUGGCUAACUGUUUAUGCAACGGACCAGGGUGUUGUUCCUCUGUCUUCCUUCGUUGAAAUCUACAUAGAAGUUGUUGAUGUUAACGACAAUGCUCCACAGACUACUCAGCCUGUUUAUUACCCAGAAGUCAUGGAAAAUGCACCUAAGGAUGUGUCAGUCAUUCAAAUUGAGGCCUUUGAUUCCGACUCAAGCUCUAAUGACAAGCUGACCUACAAGAUUACUAGUGGAAAUCCACAGGGAUUCUUCUUCAUGAAUCCGAAAACUGGUUUAAUUACAACAACGUCACGAAAGCUUGACCGAGAACAACAGGCAGAACACAUAUUAGAGGUAACAGUUACAGACAAUGGUAUGCCAGCAAAAUCAACUCUUGCCCGGGUCAUUGUGAAGGUCUUAGAUGAAAAUGAUAAUAGACCUCAGUUUUUGCAAAAGUUCUAUCAAAUCAGAUUACCGGAACGUGAGAAACCAGAGAGAGAGAGGACUGCCAGAAGGGAGCCUAUUUACCGUGUAGUAGCUGCAGAUAAAGAUGAAGGACCCAAUGCUGAAAUAUCUUAUAGCAUUGAGGAUGGUGAUGAGCAUGGCAAAUUUUUUAUUGACCCAAUAACCGGGGUGGUUUCCUCUAAGAAGUAUUCUGGAGCUGGAGAAUAUGACAUCCUUACGAUCAAAGCUGUGGAUAAUGGUCGCCCGCAAAAAUCAUCAACUGCUCGUCUUCAUAUAGAAUGGAUCCCAAAGCCUAGUCCAUCCUCUGAACCCAUUUCUUUCGAGGAAUCAUUUUUUUCUUUUACUGUCAUGGAAAGUGAUCCAGUAGCUCACAUGAUUGGGGUAAUAGCUGUUGAGCCACUUGGCACUCCACUCUGGUUUGAUAUUACGGGAGACAAGCUUGCUAGUGAAGUUUUUUACAUCUUUCAGAUGGCUUGUGACCUGAACUGUACAGCAGAAGGUGGCAACUAUGACAGCCGCUUUGAUGUGGACAAGGGCACUGGAACCAUCGUUGUCGCUAAACCUCUUGAUGCAGAACAGAAAUCAAAUUACAAUCUGACAGUAGAAGCAACAGAUGGAACUAGGACUAUUGGCACUCAGGUGUACAUUAGGGUAAUAGACACAAAUGAUCACAGGCCUGAGUUUUCUUCAUCAGAAUACCAAGUCGUCAUACCUGAAGACACAGUACCAGAGACUGAGAUUUUGCAAGUCAGUGCCUCAGACAGAGAUGAGAAGAAUAAGCUAAUUUAUACUAUGCAAAGUAGUGUGGAUCCCAUCAGCCUUAAGAAAUUUCGUUUGGAUCCUGCAACUGGGUCUCUUUACACUUCUGAAAAAUUGGACCAUGAAGUAAUUCAUCGACACGUUCUCACAGUGAUGGUACGGGAUCAAGAUGUUCCUGUCAAGCGCAACUUUGCAAGAAUUAUCAUUAAUGUUACUGACACAAAUGAUCAUGCACCAUGGUUCACCACUUCUUCCUAUGAAGGGCGAGUAUAUGAAUCGGCAGCUGUUGGGUCAGUUGUUCUACAAGUUACAGCACUGGACAAGGAUAAAGGGGAAAAUGCAGAAAUUUUGUACUCCAUAGAAUCAGGGAAUAUUGGAAAUGCUUUUAAUAUACAUCCUGUCUUGGGCAGUAUUACCAUCGCAAAAGAAUUAGACCGCAACAAUCAGGGCGAGUACACUCUGAUGGUGAAGGCGACAGAUAAAGGGAGCCCUCCAAUGAGCGAAGUAACAUCUGUGCACAUUUCAGUCACGGUCUCUGAUAAUGCAUCGCCAAAAUUCACAAUGAGAGAAUACUCCACAGAAAUCAGUGAAGGCAGCAGCAUUGGCAGUUUCAUUGGAAUGGUUAUUGCAUACAGCCAGUCAUCUGUAGUUUACGAGAUAAAAGAUGGUAAUAUAGGUGAGGUCUUCACUAUCAACCCAAAUUCCGGUGUCAUUACCUCUCAGAAGACACUUGAUUUUGAAACACUGCCUUUUUACAGUCUAACUGUUCAGGGUACCAACAUGGCUGGCCAGUCCACAAACACUACAGUAUUGGUGCACCUUCAAGACGAGAAUGAUAAUGCACCAACUUUUAUGCAGGCAGAAUACACCGGGCUCAUCACUGAAUCGGCUUCAAUUAACAGUGUGGUUCUAACAGACAGGAAUGUCCCAUUAGUGAUACGAGCUACAGACGCUGACAAAGAAUCAAAUGCUUUGCUUGUCUAUCAGAUUGUUGAGCCAUCUGUCCACAAAUAUUUUGCCAUCGAUUCCAGUACAGGAGCCAUCCGUACAGUAAUGACCUUGGACUACGAAGAGACAAAUGCAUUUCACUUUUCGGUGCAAGUGUAUGACAUGGGAAUGCCACACUUAUUCGCAGAAUAUGCAGCCAAUGUUACCGUUUAUAUAAUUGACAUAAAUGAUUGCCCUCCUGUGUUCUCUAAAGAUCUGUAUGAAGCAACUGUUCUGGUGCCAACCUAUAAAGGAGUGAACGUUGUCACAGUAAAUGCUACAGAUGCAGAUUCUGAAGCCUUUUCUCAAGUCAUGUAUUCCAUCACUGAAGGCAAUAUUGGAGAAAAAUUUUCAGUCGAUUCUAAGAGCGGGCAGAUAACUGUACAAAACACAACUCAGUUAAGAAGCAGAUAUGAAUUGACAGUCAGAGCAUCUGAUGGCAGAUUUUCCACCACCACAUCAGUAAAAAUUAAUGUGAAAGAGAGCAAGGCAAGUCAGUUAAAGUUCACACACAGUUCCUACAGUGCUGGAGUCCAAGAGAAUUCCACCGAGGCAAAAACAAUAGCUAUUAUCACUCCUAUAGGGAGUCAAAUAAAUGAGCCUUUGUUUUAUCAUAUUCUAAACCCAGACAAUAGAUUUAAAAUUAGCCACACUUCAGGAGUCCUCUCAACCACUGGAAUACCAUUUGAUCGUGAGCUGCAGGAGUCUUUUGAUAUCGUUGUGGAAGUGACAGUGGAGCAUAAGCCAUCAGUAAUAGCACAUGUUGUAGUAAAGGUUACCGUAGAAGAUGUAAACGACAAUGCCCCUGUUUUUGUGAGUCUUCCAUAUUAUGCAACUGUUAAAAUAGACACUGAAGUUGGCCAUGUUAUACGGCGUGUCACUGCUGUAGAUAAAGAUAUUGGUAGAAAUGGAGAAGUGCAGUAUUACCUCAAAGAACACUAUGACCACUUCCAAAUAGACAACACUGGCGAAAUCUCACUCAAGAAACAGUUUGACCCAGACACACUAAAUAAAGAAUACCUUCUUACUGUGAUAGCAAAAGACAAAGGAGAGCCAAGCUUUUCUGCUGAAGUGAUGGUCCCAAUCACUGUUGCAAAUAAAGCCAUGCCAGUAUUUGAAAAAGCUUUCUACAGUGCAGAGAUACCGGAAAACAUCCAGAUCCAUAGUCCUGUUGUGCAUGUGCAAGCACAUAGCCCAGAAGGGCUCAAAGUUUUUUAUAGUAUUACAGAUGGAGACCCUUACAGUCAGUUUACAAUCAACUUUAAUACAGGAGUUAUCAAUACUUUUGCCCCUCUCGAUUUUGAGUCCCACCCUGCCUACAAACUGAGCAUACGUGCAACGGAUUCUUUGACUGGAGCCCAUGCUGAAGUAUUUGUUGACAUAAUAGUUGAAGAUAUCAACGAUAAUCCUCCUCUCUUUACGGAGCAAUUUUAUGCUGCCACCCUUUCUGAGGCAUCUAUAAUUGGAACAUCUGUUGUACAUGUCAGGGCUACAGAUGCUGAUUCUGGAACAAACAGAGGGAUUUCUUAUCUCUUGGUACAAAACAACAGCCAGAGCCAUGAUUAUUUUCAUAUCGAUAGUAGCACUGGGCUCAUUCUGACAGCAAGGAGUUUGGAUUAUGAACAGACUCAGCAACACACAUUGCUAGUAAGAGCAAUAGACAGUGGAAUGCCUCCACUGAGCAGUGACAUUAUUGUAACUGUUGAUAUAACAGACCUGAAUGAUAACCCACCAGUAUUUAACCAGCUGCUUUAUGAAGCUAACAUCAGUGAACUGGCUCCCCGUGGGCACUUUGUAACUUGUGUAAAGGCCUCAGAUGCAGACACUUCAGAUGCAGACAAGCUGGAAUAUUCCAUAUUAACAGGCAAUGAUCACAUGAAUUUCAUAAUCAACAGCAAAACUGGGGUCAUUACCCUUUCAAACCUACAUAAACAGACUCUGAAACCCAUUUACCAUCUUAAUAUAUCUGUUUCUGAUGGGGUCUUCAGAAGUUCAGCCCAGGUUCUUAUACGUGUAAUUGGAGCCAAUUUGCAUAGCCCCAUUUUCAGUCAAAAUGAAUAUGAGGUGGAACUAGCUGAGAAUGCUCCGUUGCAUACCCUGGUGACUGAAGUUCAGGCAAUUGACAAAGAUACUGGCAGCUAUGGAGCUAUCACAUACCAUAUUGUGAACGAUUUUGCAAAAGAUCGGUUUUACACUAAUGAGAGGGGGCAAAUAUUUACCUCAGAAAAGCUUGAUCGUGAAACCCAAGCUGAAAAAGUAAUCUUCAUUAGGUUAAUGGCCAAGGAUUCUGGGGGGAAAGUGGCUUUCUGCAGCGUCAACGUCAUACUUACUGAUGUUAAUGAUAAUACCCCUUUAUUCCGUGCAACCGAAUAUGAAGCAAAUAUUGGAUCAAAUGUUCCAAGAGGUACAUCUGUCAUUAAAGUUUUAGCUUCCGAUGCUGAUGAGGGCACCAAUGCAGACAUCACUUACACAAUUGAAGCAGAUUCUGAAAACGUUCAGGAGAAUUUAGAAAUUGAUCACUUAACUGGUGUAAUAACUACAAAAGAAAGUUUAAUUGGCUUAGAAAAUGAAUUUCUCACUUUCUUUGUUAGAGCACUGGAUGGUGGAACCCCACAAAAGGAAUCUAGUGUUCCUCUCUCUGUUAGAAUACUUUCCCCUGAAGUACGUCUUCCAAAAUUUUCAGAACCAUUCUAUUCUUUCACUCUUUCUGAAGAUACUCCUAUUGGAACUGAGAUUGAUACUAUACGAGCAGAGCACAGUCAGACCUUGCUAUAUACUCUUGUUAAAGGGAAUACUCCUGAAAGUAAUAGAGAUGACUAUUUUGUGAUCGACAAGCAGAAUGGAAGGCUGAAACUUGAGAAGAGCCUAGAUCAUGAGACAACGAAGUGGUACCAGUUUUCAGUGCUAGCGCAUUAUAUGAAUGAAGAUUACAAAGUUGUUUCUUCAGUGGACAUAAGCAUUCAAAUAAAAGAUGCAAAUGACAAUCAACCAAUCUUGGAGUCCAAUCCAUAUGAAGCAUAUGUUGUGGAAAACAUGCCAGCUGGAACAAAAGUCAUACAAGUAAAAGCUAUUGACCAGGAUUCAGGAAACAAUGGACAGGUCACUUACAGGCUAGAGCCAACACAAGAUACUGAUAUCAUUGAGUCUUUUGCCAUAAACGUGGAAACGGGCUGGAUUACCACUCUAAAAGAGCUUGACCAUGAAAAGCAGGACAAAUACAGUAUUACUGUGGUGGCAUCUGACCGUGCUGAAAAAACACAAUUAUCCUCUACUGCAGUUGUUGAAGUUUCUGUAACUGAUGUGAAUGACAACCCUCCACGUUUCACUGCAGAGAUUUAUAAAGGAACAGUCAGUGAAGAUGACCCAACGGGAGGAGUAGUUGCUAUUUUAAGCACCACCGAUGCUGAUUCAGAACUUGCUAACAGACAAGUCAACUAUUUUAUUACAGGAGGUGAUCUACUGGGACAAUUUGCUGUGGAAAAUAUACAGAAUGAAUGGAAAGUUUAUGUCAGAAAGCCUCUGGACAGAGAAGUAAAGGAUAAUUAUCUUCUAAAUAUCACAGCUACUGAUGGGAUGUUUGCAACAAAAGCUGUGGUGGAGGUUAAAGUCCUUGAUUCCAAUGACAAUAGUCCUGUAUGUGAAAAGGCAUUGUACAGUGAGGCUGUUCUAGAAGAUUCCCCACCUGGCAAACUCAUCAUGCAAGUCUCAGCCACAGAUGCAGAUAUUCGUUCCAAUGCAGAAAUAACUUAUACGCUACAUGGUUCUGGAGCAGAAGACUUUACACUCGGUCCAGAGACAGGUGAGCUGAAAACAUUAGCAACACUUGACCGUGAGCAGAAGUCUGUAUAUACUCUUAUGGUCAGGGCUUCAGAUGGAGGAGGAAGAUUUUGCCAGGCCAAUAUUAUUCUGAAUAUAGAUGAUGUGAAUGAUAACACCCCAGAGUUUACAACUGAUCCAUACUCUAUCACAGUAUUUGAAAACACCGAGCUGAAAACUCUGUUGACAAGAGUACAAGCUACAGAUGCAGAUGCAGGAUUAAAUCGGAAGAUUCACUAUUCACUGGUAAAUUCUGUGGAUGGACAGUUUUCUAUUGAUGAAUUCUCCGGGAUUGUUCGAUUGGAAAAGCCUUUAGAUCGGGAAUUACAGGCUGUGUAUUCUCUGACUUUGAAAGCUGAAGAUGAAGGUUCCCCUAGGAGACUCUCUUCUACUGGUACUCUUGUGGUUUCUGUUCUGGAUAUAAAUGACAAUCCACCUGUCUUUGAGUACAAAGAGUACAGUGCAACCGUGUCGGAAGAUACAGUGAUUGGAAUGGAGGUUCUUCAGGUCUAUGCUGCUAGCCGGGACAUUGAAGCCAAUGCAGAAAUCACCUAUUCCAUAAUCAGUGGGAAUGAACAUGGAAAAUUCAGUAUUGAUUCAAAAACAGGUGCUAUUUUUAUUAUUGGCGGUCUUGAUUAUGAGAGCUCCCCUGAGUAUUAUCUGACAGUGGAAGCCACAGAUGGAGGAACACCUUCACUGAGUGAUGUUGUAACAGUGAAUAUAAAUGUCACAGAUAUCAAUGACAACAGUCCAAUAUUCAGCCAAGACACUUACACAGCAGUAAUCAGUGAAGAUGCUGAAGUUGAACAAUCCGUUAUCUUGGUUAUGGCAGCGGAUGCUGAUGGGCCUUCAAACAACCACAUUCGCUACUCAAUUAUAGAUGGCAACCAAGGGAACCCUUUCACAAUUGACCCUACCUUGGGUGAAGUUAAAGUGGCUAAACCUCUUGACAGAGAGAUGGUCUCAGGUUACACUCUGACAGUUCAAGCAUCAGACAAUGGGAAUCCACCUAGAAUCAAUGUAACUACAGUCAAUAUUGAUGUAUCUGAUGUAAAUGACAACCCACCAGUAUUCUCAAAAGGGAAUUAUAGUAUUAUCAUCCAGGAAAACAAGCCUAUUGGGUUUAACAUCCAGCAGCUGAUGGUAACAGACAAGGAUUCUUCUCACAAUGGGCCACCGUUCCUUUUCACCCUUGUGAGUGGAAAUGAAGAUAACGCUUUUGAGAUUAACCAACAAGGAGUUCUUGCAACUGCUGCUCAACUAAAACGCAAAGUGAAGGAUCAUUAUUUGCUUCAUAUUAAGGUGGCUGAUAAUGGAAGACCUCAGUUGUCGUCUUUGACUUACGUUGACAUUAGAGUUAUCGAGGAAAGCAUCCAUCCUCCAGCAAUUCUGCCCUUAGAAAUCUUCAUCACAACCUUUGGGGAAGAAUAUUCUGGUGGCGUCAUUGGAAAAGUGCAUGCAACUGACCAAGAUGUUUAUGACACUUUAACAUACAGUCUGGAUCCCAAGAUGGAAUCCCUGUUCUCUGUCUCUAGUGCAGGUGGCAAGCUGAUCGCUCACAAAAGGCUAGACGUAGGGCAGUACCUCCUGAAUGUUACUGUGACAGAUGGAAAAUUUACUACCGCAGCUGUCAUCACAGUACAUAUCAGACAAAUCACACAGGAAUUGCUGAACCACAGCAUAGCUAUCCGCUUUGCCAACCUUGCUCCAGAGGAAUUCAUUGGCGACUAUUGGCGUAAUUUCCAAAGAGCUUUAAGAACGUUCUUGGGAGUGAGAAGAAACGACAUACAGAUUAUUAGCUUGCAGCCAACCGAUCCUCCAUCAAACCUUGAUGUGCUGCUGUUUGUUGAAAAGUCUGCUAGUCCCCAGCAUUCAACCAGAGCUCUGAUCCACAAGAUAAACUCCUCUGUGGCUGACCUGGAAGAGAUUUCGGGCGUCCGGAUACUUAACGCUUUCCACAAGCUCUGUUUGGGCCUAGAUUGCCCUUGGAAAUUUUGUGAAGAAAAAGUGACUGUGGAUGAAAAUAUCAUGUCAACCCACAGCACUGCCCGGCUGAGUUUUGUCACUCCACAUCACCAAAGAACUGCCGUUUGUCUCUGUCAAGAAGGAAGGUGCCCUCUUGUGAACACUGCCUGUGAUGGAAAUCCAUGCCCUGAAGGUACUGAAUGUAUAGCAGAUCCUAGAGAAGGAAAGUACACUUGCGUUUGUCAUGGAAGCAAUGCUGCCCAGUGCCCUGUAUCAGCUGGACCAGCAGUGACUUUUACUGGAAGCAGCUACGUGAAGUAUCGCCUCAUGGAAAAUGAAAACAAGGAGGAAAUGAAGCUCACGAUGAGGCUCAGAACGUACUCUGCUCAUGCAGUUGUCAUGUAUGCCCGAGGAACAGACUAUAGUAUUUUAGAGAUCCACCACGGGAGGUUGCAGUACAAAUUUGACUGUGGAAGUGGCCCUGGAAUUGUGUCGGUGCAGAGCACUCAGAUCAAUGAUGGCCAGUGGCAUUCAGUGUCGCUUGAAGUUGAUGGAAACUACGCCAAGCUAAUUCUGGACAGGGUGCACACUGCAUCUGGUAUUGCCCCCGGUACUCUAAGGACACUCAACCUAGACAACCAUGUAUUUUUUGGCGGCCACAUUCGGCAGCAGGGUGCAAGGCAUGGAAGAAGCCCCCAAGUUAGCAAUGGCUUCAGAGGGUGUAUGGAUUCCAUUGUGCUUAAUGGCCAAGAAUUGCCUCUAAACAGCAAACCACGGAGUUAUGCGCACAUGGAAGAAUCUGUGGAUGUAUCUCCUGGAUGUUUACUGACUACCGCAGAGGAUUGUUCAAGUAGUCCAUGCCAGAACGGAGGCAUUUGUAAUCCAUUAUCCACUGGAGGUUAUUAUUGUAAGUGUGCGGCUUUAUUUAUAGGCACACACUGUGAUGUAAGUGUCAAUCCAUGUGCUUCUAACCCUUGCCUUUAUGGUGGCACUUGCAUUCCUGUUAACGAUGAUUUCAUCUGCCAGUGCAGAGGAUUGUACACAGGUCAAAGGUGUCAGAUUGGUCCAUAUUGCAAAGACAACCCAUGCAAAAACAGUGGCAAGUGUAUUGAUAGCUUAGACGGACCCGUUUGUGAAUGUGAGGCGGGUUUUCAUGGAGAGAGGUGCUUGACAGACGUGGAUGAAUGCGUAGAAAAUCCAUGUCAGAACGGUGCUCUCUGUGAGAAUACAUAUGGCACAUACCACUGUAACUGCAGCCACGGAUUUGGAGGAAAACAUUGUGCUGAGGUUCUUAAUAAAUAUGUUUCAACGUCAUGGAACAUUAGCCUAGCAGAAGUCUUUGGAAUUAUCGUUUUCAUCGUAGGAGUCGUCAUACUGGUUGGGAUUUUUGUUUGCUGCCGCCAAGUAAUUUGGAAGAAGAGGAAGCGCCAGCCAGAACCAGAAGACAAACAUCUGGGAACAACAACAGCAUUCUUACAAAGACCAUACUUUGAUUCAAAACUGAAUAAGAACAUUUAUUCUGACAUUCCACCCCAGGUGCCUGUUCGCCCCAUUUCAUAUACUCCCAGCAUUCCAAGCGACUCCAGGAACAACCUGGACAGGAAUUCUUUUGAGGGCUCCACUAUUCCAGAGCAUCCAGAGUUCACCACUUUUAAUCCAGAUUCUGUGCAUGGCCACCGGAAAGCAGUGGCUGUCUGCAGUGUAGCCCCUAACUUGCCUCCCCCACCGCCAUCCAAUUCACCUUCAGACAGUGACUCAAUACAGAAGCCCAGCUGGGACUUUGAUUAUGACACUAAAGUUGUAGAUCUUGAUUCCUGCCUUUCAAAGAAGCCCCUGGAAGAGAAGGUUUCUCAGCCUUACAGUGCUAGAGAGAGCAUGUCGGAGGUCCAGUCCCUUAGCUCCUUCCAGUCAGAAUCAUGCGAUGAUAAUGGCUAUCACUGGGAUACCUCUGACUGGAUGCCAAACGUCCAACUGCCUGGCAUACAGGAGUACCCAAAUUAUGAGGUGGUUGAAGAGCCGGCACCCCUCUACACAGAUCCAAAUUCCAUUGAUGCAGACUACUACCCUGGAGGUUAUGACAUUGAGAGUGACUUUCCGCCUCCACCAGAUGACUUCCCAGUGCCUGAUGACCUUCCACCAUUACCGCCAGAAUACAGUGAUCAGUUUGAUUCGAUACAGCAAUCCAGGGACAUGCCUGCUGUAGGUAGUUUGGGGUCCUCUGCAAGGAGCAGGCAAAGGUUCAACCUCAACCAGUACCUUCCCCACCACUAUGCUUCAGACCUGCCGGAACCUCAGAACACCACCAAUGGCGUCUCCAGUACUUAUAGAGAACCCUAUGCUCCUUACCCUGUAGGGUACCGUAGAGACUUUGAAGCAGCCCCUGUAGACAACAUAUCCAUGUCUGUGUAUGCUUCCACGGCUUCAUGCUCUGAUGUGUCGGCAUGCUGUGAAAUGGAGUCUGAGGUCAUGCUGAGUGACUAUGAGAGUGGAGACGACGGACAUUUUGAAGACGUGAUCAUUCCCCCACUCGACCCUCAGCAGCACACACAAGUCUGACACGCUUCCUCAAAAAAAGUGCCUGGAUGUUAAUGAACUUUUAAAAAGAAAAGAAAAAAAAGAAAAGAGGAUUUUAGAGAAAUCUCGGAGAGCUUAUUUUUUUCUUGGCGGCAAUGCUUGAGCGCUUUUGUUUCAGUGAGCUAAAACUGGCAUGGCUGCACUGGAUCAGGCAUCUCCUUUCAACCUAUUAACCAAUUUUCCAUUUCCUGAUCUCCUACAGUCUGACUGGUCAUAGGUCUCCCAUUGGCUGUGCCAUUCCCAAACGUGUUUUUUGUACUUCCAUUGUCUAUGUUAAAGAAAUAAAAGCAAAAACACAUACCAUUUCAUCAUUUUAGCAUGAUAAAUGUAUUUAUAUCGUUCAAAAGCGGAUCAUUUUUUUUCUUAUCUCAUUUUUGUAAAUUUUAUGUACAGUUUUGAUUUCAGUAAUUUUAACUAGAUUUUUGUAGAUAAUUUCCAAAUUUGAUUUCCACUUAUUUUAGUGGUGUUUAGUGUGCCAUUGAAGCAACACCCCCUGGGUUUUUUUACAUUCAGGAAUUCACUAUUUUUUUUUUUUUUUUGUUCUCACAAAAGUUUUACAUUUCAUUUAUAGAUUUCAGUGUAAUCAUGCAUUUCCAAGUGUACAUAAUUUCCAGUUGUAAAAGAUAUCUGAUGUUUUCUAAGCAAGAAACAUGGAAAUGUCUUUCAUGGGUUUCUGUACUCUAGAACAGUAUACAUUUUUCCUUUCUUGAAAAGUGUGUUGGGGGCCCACUGCAUACCUGUUUAGAACAAAACCAUCUUGGCACAGUUUUUAUAGUGUCUGUAUAUUUGUGAUGCAAUGGUCUUGUAAAGGUUUUUACUGAAAUCUACCAUUAGCCAGUCUUUCUUACUGACAAUAAAUUAUUAAUAAAAUACUU